AUGUCUUAUUCAGAUACUCUCCCACUUGCUCGGACCAAGAAAAUGACUAGCAAGGGAAAGGAAUAUAUAUUUUCCUUGAAGGAAUCAUUCAAGCGAAAGGUGCUCCUUGAGAUUGAUCGACUGAUUGCAGAAAUGGAUAUUGCUUUAUCGGAUGAAAAUUAUGCCUUCAUCUUUAACAACGUGGACAUCCUUGGCGUAAAACUGUCUGAAUUUAAAGCUUACAGCCAUGAAUGUAUGGCAUUAGCGAAUUCAGAAGAACUGAAGGAAGAUUUAAAUGCAGAAUUGACUAGACUUGAGGAUAGGGUUCGACUCUUUCAGCAUCAUUGUAAUGAUUGGCUAAAAAGAAAUGAAUGGGCGUGGAACCAGUAUGAAAAAUCAAAGCUUCAUGCUGACGAAAACACAAAUGCUCUGUUGAGAGAUGACGCUCUUGGAUUCACAACUCCUAAAUCAUCAAAGUUCUCCGUUGUUGAUCGGGCAACUACCAGCCUAAAAGCUGAUGUUAUUAUUCACCCGAAGUCAGUUGGAAAGUCGCAUAGAUCGCACAGAUCGCCCUCGACACGUUCGAAAGAGACAAGAUCUUCAGGUCGUUCGCAAGUAUCUUCCUUGCGUAGUCGUGCUGCGGAUCAAAAGGCUGAGUUAGCGCAACUGAAGACAAAGGCGUCAUUUUUAGAAGCAAAACUGGAAGCUGAAGCAAGCAUGAAAAGAUUGGAGCUUAAAGAGCAGGUUGCUUUGGCAGAAGCAAAACUCAGCAUAUAUGAAGAAGCCAAGGACGAAGAUGAAAAAAGUCAUUUCUCAAGACCAUUGGACACGGAUGAUGAACAAAUCUGCUCAUAUGCGAAGUGCCAAUCUUGGGUGAAUAAUGGUUGUAUAGGUGUCAUUGGCUCCGGUUAUGAAGGCGCUAGUCAUCCAAAGUUGGUAAAGAAAAUUCCCAAAUUUCUUCCUGACGUGCCACAAAACACCGCGCAACCGCAAGUGGUCGAUAAUUCAGUUGAUGUUAACAAAGACUGGAACAUUACCAAUGAGCAGGAAUCUCCAAACCCAUUUGGAAAUAACACAGAAAGGGUGUUAUGCGAAUUACUGCUACAGCAAAGUGCACCAGACAUCAAAAUUGACCCAUUUGAUGGAAAUGUGCUUGACUUCCAAUACUUCAUGACCACAUUUGAAGCAGUUGUUGAGACCAAGAUCAAAAGUAAUAAAGGUCGAUUGACUCGCCUGAUCAAUUACACAACUGGUGAGCCAAAAGAAUUGAUCAAAAGCUGUAUAUAUGAUACAUCAGAACAUUGCUACUCAAGAGCAAAGGAUCUUCUGAAGAAAACCUACGGUGAUCAAUUCAGAAUUGCAAAUGCCUACAGAAAGGAGCUCAGAGAAUGGCCCACUCUCCGUGCUGGUGAUUCUGAAGCGUUCAGAAAGUUCUAUACGUUCCUCAUAAAAUGCUACGGUGGUUUGGAGAGACAAAUAAAAAGCGAACUAAACUCUCCAGAAGUCCUCAGACAACUUCAAUCAAAGCUCCCACAAGCCUUGCAACAAAGAUGGAAUCGGACGGUUCUCAACGUCCGUCGGAAAACCCAUCACGAAGCGGAGCUGAGGGAUUUUGUUGACUUCAUGGAGCAAGAGACAACGCUUGAAAAUGAUCCCCUCUACUCUAGAGAAGCCAUCAGUGAAAUGAAGAAUAAAAAGGAUAAUGACGUGAAAAACAAGAAAGAUCCACCCAAACUUAAAACAAACCUGACGGGCGUCACCAGAGAUUGUCUCUACUGUUCGAACAAACAUAAAUUGGAAGAUUGUCGAAAAAUAAUGAAAAUAGACGUAGAGGAAAGAAACAAAUUUGUUUGGGAGAAGAAGCUUUGUUUCGCGUGUUUGGAACCAAUUACCAGCAAUCACCAAGCAAGAAAUUGCGAAAACAAAUUGUCUUGCAAGACGUGCAAAAAGAGGCACCCAACCAUUUUGCAUGGUUUCAUCCGACCAAAGAGGACCAACAAGAACGACAAGGAAAAUAAUGAUAAAAAGGAAGAUGAGGAGCCUGAAAUCACAAAUGCAUUUGCAAGAACGAAAAAAUCUGUUUGUUGCAAGACAGAUAACAACGUAGAAAUCAUCAGCAUGUCUGUAGUGCCUGUGGUGUUGUCGCAUCCAAAGUCUGCUGAGUCAAUCACCACCUAUGCUAUGUUGGAUAAUUGCAGUCAGGGUACGUUCAUAACCGAUGAAAUCGUUCAUCGCUUGAAUUUAACCGGUAUUUCGUCGACGAUCGUCGUGAAGACUCUCACAAGCGAGAGUCGUGAAGAUUCUUGUCUAAUAACCGGUUUGAUGGUAGAGCCCAUUACACGAGAUUUCAAACAUUCCUUUCACAAAUACGAUCCUGGAAUACCGAUUGGUUUGCUUAUUGGAGCCAAUUGCCCACAAGCGCUAGAACCGAUAAAGGUAAUUCCAUGCGAUGGAAAUGGACCAUAUGGGUUAAAAACAAGGUUGGGAUGGAGUCUUGUCGGACCUGUGCUUCGUCGCAAAGGGGAGAAGCAGAAAAUUCGAUGCAACAGAAUUGCUGUGAAAGAUUCCUCCACUGACAAAGUUGCUGCACUUCACCUAAUUCAACAAGAUGAAUUACGGGAUGUAACAAUUGAGGGGAUGCUGAAAAGAAUGUACGAUGCUGAUUUUUCAGAAAUGAACGCAUUCAAGAAUAUUAAAAGUGAUUACGUAUCCAUUCACGACCAAAAAUUUUUAUCACUAAUGGAAAAAGAAGUAAAAUUUGUAAAUGGAAAAUAUCAACUCCCGCUGCCUUUAAUAAACCAACUUCCAUUUCCAAAUAAUAAAUGUCAGGCCUUGGCAAGGCUGAAAUGGAUCAAGAAGAAGCUUGAAAGUAAUUCGAUCUUCAAAGAGGAUUACCUCACGUUCAUGAACAACCUGACGACCCAAGGUUUCGCGGAGAUGGUUCCAAAGCAGGAAGUUGAAGGGGAACCUGGUCAUGUGUGGUAUAUUCCCCACCAUGGAGUUUAUCAUCCGCGUAAGCCUGGGAAGAUCAGAGUAGUAUUUGAUUGUACUGCUACAUACAAAGGCGUCUCCCUGAACGGACGACUCAUGCAAGGCCCAGAUAUGACAAAUCUGCUAGUUGGAAUUCUGUGUAGAUUCCGGUUGGAACCAGUAGCGUUUAUGGCGGAUAUCGAGUCCAUGUUCUAUCAGGUUAAGGUGCCGCCGAAUCAACGGGAUUAUUUGCGAUACCUUUGGUGGCCUGAUGGGGAUACCUCUAAAGAUUUGGUAGAUCAUCGCAUGACUGUCCAUAUAUUCGGUGGAAAUUCCUCCCCAAGUUGUUCCAACUAUGCCCUGAAAAGAAGUGGGACAGACAACGAAAGUGAAUUUGGUGAGGAGGCUGUGAAAGUUAUUAUGAAGGAUUUUUAUGUCGACGAUCUUUUGAAAUCCGUGAAAAGUAUCGAAGAAGCCAUCAAAAUCAUCAAAUCAACGAUACAAAUUUGCAGCAAAGGUGGCUUCCGCCUCACAAAGUUCAUAUCAAAUAGCAGAGAGGUUAUCAAUUCCAUUCCUACUGAAGAACGCGCAAAGAACAUAAAGUCCCUGGACUUAAAAAACGAAUCGCUGCCGAUCGAAAGGGCCCUCGGUGUUCAUUGGUCGAUAGAGGACGACAAACUAGGUUUUCGCAUAACCAUGCAAGACAAACCUCUGUCGAAGAGAGGGGUGUUGGCUACCAUAAGCUCAAUUUAUGACCCGCUUGGAUUAGCAGCGCCGUUCUUGUUGAAGGGUAGAAAAAUUAUGCAAAAUCUUUGCAAAGAAAAAACAUCAUGGGACGAAAAGAUCUCUGAACCUCUUCGAAGCGCUUGGGAAAGAUGGCGAUUAGAUAUCGUCCUUCUUGAAAAAUUGGAAGUUAACCGAUGCGUCAAGCCACUUCAUUUCAAAGAGAUCGAGUCAACGUCCCUCCAUCAUUUUUCAGACGCAUCCAAUGAAGGUUACGGAACUGCUACGUAUCUUCGCAUCAGAGAUGUAGAAGGAAACGUCAACUGCUGCUUACUCCUUGGAAAAUCGAGAGUAGCUCCAAUAAAGAUGGUUUCAAUACCAAGGUUGGAGUUGACAGCAGCAACUGUGGCCGUAAAGGUCGGAGUAAUGUUGAAGCAAGAAAUGCCUGUCGUAGACUACGAAUGUUAUUGGACAGACAGCAACGUAGUACUGGGUUAUAUUAAUAACGAAUCAAGACGUUUUCAUAUUUUUGUGGCAAAUAGAAUUCAACAAAUUCAAGAAAAUACUUCGUUGGAUCAAUGGAAUUACGUUCCUUCCCAUGAAAACCCAGCCGAUGAUGCCUCGAGAGGCAUACGUUUGAAACAUGUAGAGAAGAGUAGUAGAUGGUUCAAGGGACCUCAGUUUCUCUGGGAAGAAAGGGAAGCAUGGCCAGCUGCCUACGAUCCAGCGAAAAACAGUGUCACUGAUGAUCCCGAAUUUAAACGUAGCGUUUCAGUAUUUGUUUCAGCAACUGAUUCUGGAAUCUUAUGUACAUUCGAGAGAAGAAUUUCCAGGCUACAGAAAUGCAUACGGGUCAUGGCCUUGGUCGGUCGAUUUAUCGACAUUCUGAAGAUGAAAAUAAAAGCCCCAAGUCAUGGGAUGACAAGAAGAAGCCAGAAGGCGAGUCCCCCAGUGCUGUGCGUUGAAGAUCUUCAACGAGCCGAAAAAUGUUUAAUAAAAUUAGUACAACAACAACACUUUGCCUCUGAAAUUAAAGCUCUUGCUUCAAAGGAAUGGAGACAAGAUCGACGAAACGACAAAAUUAAGAAGUCUGCUUUGAAAGAAUGCAGCAAAUUAUACAAAUUGAGUCCUUUCAUUGACGAUGAUGGAAUUCUCAGAGUUGGUGGAAGAUUGUGCAACAUGGAUGAAGCGUAUCAAUUCAAAUAUCCUGCUAUUCUUCCCAAAGAAAGUUGGUUUUCCAAACUUGUGCUCCGAUGGUGCCACGAAAACACUCACCAUUCGGGGAGAGGAAUAACAUUGCAAGAAAUUCGGCAACGUGGAUAUUGGAUCAUACACAUCAACUCAGCAGUACGACAGUUGAUUCAUCAUUGUGUACGAUGUAGAAUAUUGAGGGGAAGAGCUGGCCAGCAAGUCAUGGCAGAUUUACCCAAAGAUCGAGUAGACGCAUGCCCACCUUUCACAUACUGCGCAGUGGAUCUCUUUGGGCCAUUGGUCAUAAAACCAUAUCAAAAGUUUGUAAAAAGAUAUGGCUGCCUCUUUACCUGUUUGGCGAGCAGAGCCGUCCAUAUUGAAGUUGUCAACACCUUGGAAACUGACUCCUUCAUUCUAGCUUUGCGACGGUUUGUUGCUAGAAGAGGAAACAUUCGAACGAUGAGAAGCGACAACGGCACUAACUUUGUCGGCACCGAGACCGAGUUCAUAAAGGCAUUAAAACAAAUGGACAAUGCGAAAGUUAAACAAUUCCUUCAAAGUGUUGGUUGUGAUUGGAUUCUCUGGAAGAGGAAUACACCUGCUGCUUCGCACAUGGGUGGAGUAUGGGAGCGCCAGAUUCGAUCUGUGCGCGCAAUAUUAAAAGAUCUUUUCAAUCAUAAUGGCUCGCGUUUGAGUGAAGAAUCGCUGCACACUAUUUUAACAGAAGCAGAAAGUAUCGUUAACUCUAGACCUUUAUGCGUCGAAGCAAUCAGCGAUGCAAACAGUGCAACACCAAUUUCACCACUUGCUCUUCUAACGAUGAAAUCAAAGGUAGUUUUACCGCCUCCUGGUAAUUUUGAAGAAGCGUCGUUAUAUUGCAGGAAACAGUGGAAAAGAGCUCAACACGAACAAAGUGGAAUAAAAACGAACGAAAUUUUGCUGGAAAGAGGACGGUGGCCACUGGCAAGAGUGGUGGCUGUAAAAACGAGUGCAGAUGGAAAGGUUCGGAGUUGUAGCGUGAAGCUUGGUAGCCGUGCUGGUACAAUAUUGGAUCGACCAAUCACGAAAUUGAUACAAUUGUUAGAAUAUCGAAUCCCCGACGAGGAGCCACAAUUUUCAAGAUGA
Messenger RNA from Hydractinia symbiolongicarpus, 5988 nucleotides. RefSeq lists its product as uncharacterized. The record is from RefSeq and is a predicted model, not a curated record. Bases 1 to 5988 code for a protein of 1995 amino acids. The transcript has 3 exons. Lineage: Eukaryota; Metazoa; Cnidaria; Hydrozoa; Anthoathecata; Hydractiniidae. Gene Ontology annotation, molecular function: nucleic acid binding. Gene Ontology annotation, biological process: DNA integration.